Pistacia vera is the source of this 2383-nucleotide messenger RNA. Its product is annotated as bifunctional aspartokinase/homoserine dehydrogenase 1, chloroplastic-like. Gene Ontology annotation, biological process: aspartate family amino acid biosynthetic process; L-homoserine biosynthetic process. Lineage: Eukaryota; Viridiplantae; Streptophyta; Magnoliopsida; Sapindales; Anacardiaceae. The transcript has 16 exons. Gene Ontology annotation, molecular function: aspartate kinase activity; homoserine dehydrogenase activity; NADP binding. The record is from RefSeq and is a predicted model, not a curated record. Bases 407 to 2368 code for a protein of 653 amino acids.
GAAUAGCCUUUGGACAGCAGAGAAAAGAGAGUCUUCAAAUUCACACAUUUUGGCUUCAGUUACAGAUAUUUCAGUGGAAAAAUCAAUGGAAGAAUUUCAGCUUCCCGAAGGAGACUUAUGGUCUGUUCAUAAGUUUGGUGGCACCUGUGUUGGAGCUCUGAAAGAAUCAAAAUGUUGCAGAGAUAUAUAAGGAUGAUACAAAAGGAAAUUGGUAGUAGUUUCAGCUAUGUCAAAAGUAACGGACAUGAUGUAUGACCUCAUCUUCAAGGCACAGUCACGGGAUGAUUCAUACGUAUCUGCUGUGAUGCUGUCUUCGAAAGCAUCGAUCAACGCACAUGAUCUACUUGAUGGGAUGAACUUGCUGGUUUCUUGUCUCGGUUGCAUGAUGACUUCAUAACCUCAAACUAUGCUUCGUGCAAUAAACAUAGCUGGUCAUGCUACAGAAUCUUUUUCAGAUUUUGUUGUUGGACAUGGAGAGUUGUGGACUGCUCAGUUGUUAGCAGCUGUUGUCAGAAAGAAUGGUAUGGAUUGCCAAUGGAUGGAUACAAGAGAUGUCCUCAUUGUAAAUCCAACCAGCUCUAAUCAAGUUGAUCCUGAUUUUUUUGAAUCUGAAAAAAAACUAAAGAAAUGGUAUUCUCAAAAUCCAUCGAAGACAGUAAUUGCAACUGGUUUUAUAGCCAGUACACCAGAUAAUAUUCCCACAACCUUGAAGAGGGAUGGAAGUGACUUCUCAGCUGCUAUAAUGGGUGCUCUACUCAGGGCUCGUCAAGUCACAAUUUGGACUGAUGUGGAUGGAGUGUACAGUGCAGAUCCAAGAAAAGUUAGUGAAGCUGUGAUACUGAGGACAUUAUCUUACCAAGAGGCCUGGGAAAUGUCAUAUUUUGGGGCAAAUGUCUUGCACCCUCGCACCAUUAUCCCAGUUAUGCGAUAUGACAUUCCAAUUGUAAUAAGGAAUAUCUUUAACCUCUCUGCACCUGGAACAAUGAUAUGUCGGCCUUUUGUUUGUGAAAAUGAAGAUGACCAAAUUGUGGACACUCCUGUCAAAGGGUUUGCAACAAUUGACAAUUUAGCUCUAGUCAAUGUUGAGGGAACUGGAAUGGCUGGCGUUCCCGGUACAGCAAAUGCCAUUUUCGGUGCUGUGAAAGACGUUGGAGCUAAUGUCAUCAUGAUAUCUCAGGCCAGUAGUGAGCAUUCUGUGUGCUUUGCUGUGCCUGAGAAGGAAGUAAAAGCUGUUGCAGAGGCAUUACAGUCUAGAUUUCGUGAAGCUCUGAAUGCUGGACGGCUUUCCCAGGUGGCAAUCAUUCCCAAUUGUAGCAUUUUAGCAACAGUGGGCCAGAAAAUGGCAAGUACGCCUGGAGUUAGUGCCACUCUUUUUAAUGCUUUGGCAAAGGCAAACAUCAAUGUCCGUGCUAUAGCCCAAGGUUGCUCUGAGUACAAUAUUACUGUCGUAGUCAAGCGUGAAGAUUGCAUAAGGGCUUUGAGAGCUGUCCACUCUAGGUUUUAUCUUUCGAGAACCACAAUAGCAAUGGGGAUUAUUGGCCCUGGUUUGAUAGGUGGCACAUUACUUGACCAGCUCAGGGAUCAGGCAGCAGUUCUUAAGGAAGAAUUUAACAUUGACUUGCGUGUCAUGGGAAUUACUGGCUCGAGGAAUAUGCUCUUGAGUGAUUCGGGCAUUGACUUGCUGAGAUGGAGAGAGCUAUUAAAGGAGAAAGGAGAAGUAGCUGACCUCAACAAAUUUACUCAACAUGUGCAUGGGAAUCAUUUCUUCCCAAAUACGGCUUUGGUAGAUUGUACAGCAGACUCGCAUGUUGCCAGUUGUUACCGUGAUUGGUUGUGUAAAGGGAUUCAUGUGAUCACACCAAACAAAAAAGCAAAUUCUGGGCCUCUUGAUCAAUAUUUAAAGCUGAGGGCCCUUCAACGGAAAUCCUACACACAUUACUUUUAUGAAGCAACUGUUGGCGCUGGUCUUCCAAUCAUUAGCACUUUAAGAGGACUGCUUGAAACCGGGGACAAGAUAUUGCGCAUUGAAGGCAUUUUCAGUGGGACUUUGAGUUAUCUAUUUAACAACUUUAUAGGCACACGAAGUUUCAGUGAGGUGGUGGCAGAGGCAAAAGAAGCAGGUUAUACUGAACCAGAUCCUAGGGAUGAUCUAUCUGGAACAGAUGUGGCCAGAAAGGUGAUAAUUCUUGCUAGAGAAUCUGGUCUGAAGCUGGAACUUUCUGAUCUCCCUGUUCACAGUCUUGUGCCUGAACCUUUAAGGGCUUGUGCAUCUGCUGAAGAGUUCAUGAAGCAAUUACCACAAUUUGACCAAGAACUGUCUAAGGAAAGACAAGAAGCUGAGGAUGCAGGAGAAGUGAGUUUUCUAUAAAACAUUCUUGGAAGU